This is a messenger RNA of Parus major (Great Tit), 6171 nucleotides long. RefSeq names its product serine/threonine/tyrosine kinase 1 (gene STYK1). Bases 3826 to 5103 code for a protein of 425 amino acids. The record is from RefSeq and is a predicted model, not a curated record. The transcript is spliced from 11 exons. Gene Ontology annotation, biological process: positive regulation of kinase activity; multicellular organism development; cell surface receptor protein tyrosine kinase signaling pathway. Gene Ontology annotation, cellular component: signaling receptor complex. Gene Ontology annotation, molecular function: transmembrane receptor protein tyrosine kinase activity; ATP binding. NCBI's taxonomy places the organism in Eukaryota, Metazoa, Chordata, Aves, Passeriformes, Paridae.
CUUAACCCUUAAGUUUGAAAGCUGGGUGGUGCUUCUGCUCUUUUUCUCAGGGAGUCUCUCCCUGCCGGCGGGAUAGAGGGAGACGUCAGACCUGGGCCGGCAAUGACAGCAUAACUAGCAGCAGGUUCACAGCUAAAUAGAGUAGGUUUAUAUCAGAUAUAAGGAAAAAUUCCAAUGAGGGUGGUGAGAAGUUGGAAGAGGUUGCCUUGAGAAAGUUGUGGAUGCCCAUCCCUAUAAAUGUUCGGGGUCAGGCUGUAUGGACUAGUCGAAACGGCAGGGGGCUUAGAACUGCAUGGUCUUUGAAGGUCCUUUUCCAAACUCUUCUGUGAUCCCAUGAUGUUUGCAUCAUUUAAAAAAUACAAAAAAAUUGAAGGAGGUGUUUGCAGGACUAGGCAAAAUCAAGUUAGAAUUCUUCUGGAGAAAGAUCAGCAAGACUCAAAAUUUGUCAAGAGUUAAUAGAUAGGAAUUGCCUGGUUUAUAGCAGAGUGAGAAUCAAGACCCAUUUCUGAAUUGUCCGUGCUCCAAGUUAUGUUUCAUUCCAGAUCAAUAUCCAAACUUGGAAUGGUUUGGGCUGCUUCUUGUUAUUCUUUUUCAACCACACAAGCACAAACUUAGUCCUGUUUUAAAAUUACUUGGUAUGUUAGUAUUCUCACUGUGCAGCAGACUUGCCCAUCUCUUGCAGUCACCACUCAUAUCACUGCCAGCUGAGUAGCUGGUUUGAAGAUGAGAAUCCUCCUUCCAAAUAAAUAUUUAUUCACCUAAGUUGCAUGAAUGCAACUUUAUCACGAAGUAUUGUGUUGCUAAAGUUUUGCAGGUGUUCAAAAGCAGCUGAGUAGAAAUCCCUGAACAGAAGAAGUGCUAGCAAAUUACUGGACCUUCAGCUGGCUGGUGAAGAUUGAUGCUUAAUCAUUAGGUCAUUUCAGUUUUCUACUUUAUUUCUUUUCAUAUGGUGCUACCUUUAGAAGUUUUAAAUAACAAAUACUGCAGGGCUGAACUGAAAAUCACGAUAGAAUUGCCAUUAAGAAAAAUAGACUUUUAAUUUUUCUUCAUUAAGAAAACCUGCUACUUUGAGAGGCAAGGCUCGUGAGGCAAAGCAGACGCUUAGGAUAAUGAUGGGAGGUUUUUCACUUGUAGAUCAUUCCUGUGCUGUGCCACGUUGUGCUUAUCUGCAGAGACUACAUCAAGGGUGUUUGUUCUAGAAAAGUGCUGCCCUUCCUCUGCAUGGCCCCUUCCCCAGCCACAUCUUGUUCUUUCCACAGUGUGCUAUUACCUACAAUUCUUGGUUGGCUCUGCAGCCACCUGACUGUUGUUGUUUGAGACUUACACAUUAGCCCAUUUUUGUCAGAGUCUCUGCACCUCUGUGGGCUUAAGUUGACCAAAAGAUUAGUCACAGUCUAUCAGCUAUAAGCCACAGUUUUAAGUCUUAGAAUAUUAAAUUAGGUCAAGAACCCAUCUUGAGGCUAUGGUGCAGCAGCUGUGUGUGGUUAGGAUGGUUUCUAGGUGUGCUACAACUGUCUUGGAGAUAAAGAGGAUGGUCAUGUUAGUGAAACUGCCAGUCUGCUGCCUUUCGGUGUGCUCAACCAUAACGCAAAAGCAGAGAAGUAUAGAGGAUGUUAAACAGGCAAUAUUUUCUUUCUGGAUGCACAUACAAUACAAGGCAUAGCAGGAAAAGUCUGUUUCUCACAGGACAACAAAUCACUUCUGUCACUUCAAUAAACAGUGAAAAGGCUUGUUGAUGAAUGAGGAGGAUUAUAUAGGCUGAAGCUUGAACUCUGAACCAUUAAAAUAUCUUAUCCAACCAGUCAGACUGGGAGCACAACAGAGACACUGGUGGGGGAAAUUAAAAGUUGCAGCCAUUUCUGCUUUUACAUAUGCUUACCCUGAAUAUUUAACUCUUUGCCUUUCAUACUCUCCUGCACAGCAUGGAGGUGUAGAAACUGGAAGAAGGAGGAAGAUUUUCAGUUGUCAUAUUUUUAAACAGGAAUCUGAAUAGGUUUUCCUCCAGGUGCUAUUGAGGAAGGUGCCUAUGGAAUGUAACUAAUUUCAGUAAGUAACUCAUUUAUAUGAGGAACUGUUAUUUGCAUUUUACCUACUAUUUAAUGGAAAAUUAAGUAUAAGACAGAUUGCCUGCUCCUUUGUGGAGAAAACACUGCAGAGGAUCAAUGCAAGUUAGUACAGAAUGAGAGGAAAGCUGAAACUAGAGUGUAAGCCUACGUUCUGCAGCUGUAAUGAUCUUUAUAAUUCAAGAAAAUUUUGAGUCUAGAAGAUGUCUUUCCUGCUUUCUCAGGGGAUAAAAAACCAUAUCGCAGGACUAUUUUGCUGCUACUAUUUUGCCCACUCCUGCCAAUGUCUGUAGAGAGAUCAAGCAAUGAAAAAAUUCACUCCUGGUUUUCAUCAUUUUGUGCACAUGGAUAAUGCUAAGGAUAAGUCUCUCCUAAAUUAACUAUUGUCUUUUGAUGCCUAAAAGUAUUGAUUGUGAAAAUUAAAAUUUUCCCCACAACGACAUAAUUAUAUGCAGUGACAAACUGUUAACGGGAGUAGGUGAAUUUGGCUAAAAGAGUUGGCACAGAUCACAUCCUCUGCUCCAUCUUCCCCAAGCCACCUGCAUUGAGUUGCUGACUGUGAAAUGAAGUUUGUCUCUCAAGGACAAGUAGGUUGCAUGCUGUUUACUCUUUAAAUGCAACUGUCUCUCACUCCUGUGAAAUAGGUUAGAAAAUAAUCUUGUGUACACUCAUAUAACCAGGACUCUGGAAUCUGAAACGCUUAACACAAGAUUUAUUAGAGAUAGGGGAGGGCAGGCCAACAGCUGGCACUUGUGAUUGGUUUAGAAGAAAGUCCUCAGAACUAAAAUGCUGAGGUGUGAUGACGUUUACAACCCAUGGCUGCUGAGGACACCAGCAGAGCACAGUGGAGACCCCAAGGGCAUCAUGGCAGGAAGAGGUCACAGAGAAGUUCAGGAAUAUUGUCUGCUGUGGUUGGGGAGUUCAGAGUAGUGUGAGAAAAGGGCAGGGGAAAGCCAAACUUACCAAAGUUCUGGCAGAAUGUAUGGAGAGCCCGAUCAGGAGGGACACCGAGAGGCAAGGCAGAAUGGGAAAAACCCUGCGUUUCUGCAGUCUGCUGUAGCAUGUUUUGAUAUUAUUAUUUUAUCUUGUUCUUCAUUUGGAGACUGUGUUCCCGAUGGAGGGCUUUUUCAGCCUCUGGAGGCUUUGUACAGAUUUUCUGUUCCGAAGAGCCCAUUCUUUCUAAAUGUAUACCUGUAACCAGAAGCAUAUGAAUUCUGUUUAUUACAUAACCUGUCCCUCUUGAUCUGUAUUGGUCUGCCUUUCAAACCCCACUGCAGGUGCCUGCUCGAGGGCUCUUUGCUGUGCCUGUCUCUGUAGUCAGCCCAUGAGCAGCUGCGGUGUGGAAGCCAGGCAGACCCGUUCUGCAAGUGUGUGCCUUCGUGUCAGCUAUGUGUUGCAUGUCCCUGGAGAGACAGCUGAGGAGACCUAGAGAAGCAAAGAACCAAAGCUGGGCAGGACUGGAGUAGAAAAGUCAGUGAGGAGAAAUUUAGUCAUAAAAAAUUACAACCGUAGCAAGGUAAUCAUCAGCGUUACUGGGAGUGGCCUCACAAACUGGGAACCGGCAGCUGGAGAGCUUCAGGAAAAGACCAACCGCAGGGCACGGGAAGCAGUGUCAUUCAGGCUCUGGAUUUUCAUCUACAAGUGCAGAAGAGGUACAGAUGCUGUGCUUCAGAAUACCCACAGACUUGGCAGUGCUCAGAAGUUGAUACCAGAGAGCCCUAAUGGAAGUGGGGGUUGGAGUCCUGCUUGAUUGUAGCUGAGAAUGGCAGUGGAUGUGAAAGGAUUCUCACGGAUGCUGCUGGAAUGCAAUAACAAUGACAAGCUGUGUGUUGUGCGCGAAUAUCAAAUGGAAGUGAUCGUUGUCCCAGUUCUCCUGGUGGGAUUUUUUGUCAUUGUGCUCACUGUGAUCCUUUGGCUCCACUGCCGUGGCCUGCGAGCAAAGCAGGAGCAAUCAGCACCAGCUAGAACCCAAGUGACGAAAAAGAAUCAGGAGGAACUUUGCUCAACAGAGAACUGCUACGUCCAGCUGAGUGAGAGAACUUUGGCGAGCCUGUUAAAUUCUGCAUCCUUGACUCUGAAAGAAUUAGAGAUACCACGAGAGAAACUCUUACCAGACACCUUGCAGCUGAUUAAAGUUGGUGCCUUUGGGAGCAUCUACAGGGCUCAGUUGGAAACUGGGAGCUCUGGGAAGACUAAGACUGUGGUAUUGAAAGCCUUGCAAGACCCAGCUAGUCCCCAGAAAGUAAAGGAUUUUUUGGGAAGGAUUAAAUUCCAUCAUAAUGUUGGCCAUCAUGAGAACCUGGCUGAAUUGGUUGGAUGUUGUAUAGACCAGCUCCCACUUUAUAUGAUCAUGGAAGAUGUGUCUCUUGGUGACUUGCUGACGUUUCUGUGGACAUGUCGGAAGAAUGUAAUGGCAAUGGAUGGUGUCCCCUAUGACCUCACUGAGAGACAGGUAUAUGAGAUUGGACAGCAGGUUGUAGCAGCUCUGGCUUAUCUUGAAGAAAAGAACUUGUUCCAUGGUGACAUUGCUGCCAGGAAUGUCCUCCUUCAUCACAACUUCACUGCUAAGCUCUGUGGUUUGGGCCUGGCCUAUGAAACUCACACACAUGGUGCCAGCUCAGACACAUGGAAAGUGCCUGUCAAGUGGCAGGCACCAGAGAGGCUCCUGAGAAAACCCCCUACCAUCAAGGCAGAUGUAUGGUCUUUUGGAAUUCUACUGUAUGAAAUGAUUACAUUAGGUGCUCCGCCAUAUCCUGAGGUGCCACCUUCUGACAUCUUACCAUACCUGCAGAAACAGAACAUUAUGAAGCAGCCCUCGAGCUGCCAGCAAGCCAUGUACUGCAUCAUGAAGUCCUGCUGGCAGUGGACUGCAGCUCACCGGCCUUCUCCAGCACACCUGUUGUGCUCCCUGAAAACAGCUAUGAAGACCAGCAAUGGGCACACAGUGCUGCAGGUGCCUGAGCCAGUGGUGCCUGAACUCUAUGCUGAUGUUGCUGGUGUUGAUGUAUACAGCCUGGUGAGGGAAUACACGAUCCUCUGAAGGGUACUUUCAUAUUUUGGUAAAGGAGAAAGAAUUCUCAGUAUUUUCCCUUUCUAAGUAUUUUUCAAGCUGAGAAUGAGGUGUGUACGUUGGAAGGGAUCAUUUUGUUCUUCAAACGUCUAUAAAAUCUCUCCUCCAUGCCAGACACAAGAAACUGUUAGCAUUAUUGUUAAAUGAUCCUGUUGGUGUCAUUUGGGAAUAAAGUGUUUAGGAAGCUGUAGAAAAUGUAAUGAGAAACUUGAGUUAAAGGAAUGUUAGGUUUGUGUGGCAAGGUUUUGGUGAUGGGGUGGACUGCAGAGGAGACUUCUGUGAGAAGAUGCCAGAAGCUUCCCCCAGCUCCAUGAUGGACCUGCUGCUGGUCAAGGCUGAGCCCUUCAGCAACACUUUUAGCACCUCUGUGAUUAUGUAUUUAAGAAAGUGUAAAAGAUACUGCACAACAGCAGGUGAAAGAGAGGAAUGUGACUGUGAGAGGAACAGCUCUGCAAACACCCAGGGCAGGACAGAAGGAGGGGCAGGAACUGCUCCAGGCUCCAGAGCUGAGAUUCCCCUGAGAUUCUGUGGUGCAGCCCAUGGAGAGGCAGCUGAGCCCCUGCAGCCCCUGGAGGAGCCCACACCAGAGCAAGGGGAUGCCUGAAAGAGGCUGUGACUCCAAGGGAAGCCUGUGCUGGAGCAGGGUCCUGGCAGAAUCUGUGGAGAGAGGAGGCCUCAUUGGAGAAAGACUGCACCUUAUGGAAAGAGACUCAUGCUGGGGCACGUAAUGAAAAACAACACUUGGGAAGAACUCAUGUUAGAGAAAUUCCUGAAGGACCUAGUCUCCUUUGGAGGGACCCCACACUGGGGCAGGGGAAGAGUGUGAGGAGUCCUCCCCCCAAGGAGGAAGGAGCGGCAGAGACAAUGUGAGAUGAACUGACCAAAACCCUCAUUGUCCCUGCUGGAUGAAAAGAGGUAGAGAAAUUGGGAGUGAAGUUGAGCCUGGGGAGAUGUGGAAGAAAGUGUUUCAAGAUUUGGUUUUAUUUUUCAUUAUACUUCCUAAUUUGAUUAGCAAUAAACUAGUUUUUCCUACGUUGA